AUAAAUACAUUCCUUGAUUAACAGAGCACAACAAAUGUCAGUUUAAACAGCGGCUCAGGUAGAUUUGGACAAGAUGGAUGUUGUAAUAUAUUUGUGUGUUUUCCUUACGGCGGUUCGACCAAUAUACUCGGUUCCCAGAAUUGUGGACCUGUCAUACCAACAAGACAGUAACACCAUCACCUGGCCUGGCAAUCCGCCGUAUAACUUUACCCAACUUUAUCGCGGAAUUUAUGCACCCUACAAUACCUGGCUAGAAAGCAAUCACUUCGCAAUGCCAGAGCACAUGGGCACUCAUGUAGACGCUCCGGCUCACCUUUUCCAGGGCUCCUGGAAGGCGCAUCAGAUCCCGAUUGAAAAAUUAUACGGACCUGGAGUUAUAAUAAAUGUUAAAGCCAAGGUCGAGAGCAAUCCGGAUUACAGAGUUUCUACGGACGAUCUUUCGAAAUACGAAGAAAAAUAUGGAGAGAUUCCUAGGCAUGCCGUAGUUAUAAUGAACUCGGGUUGGACUCAGAAAUACUCUAACUAUACUCUUGUCUACGGAACUGCGCAGCUUCAGGAUGACACUACAUACCAUUUUCCUAGCUGGCACGAGGAAGCUGUCAAGUGGCUGAUAAACAAGCGACAGGUCAACGCUAUUGGAGUGGACACGCCCUCUACGGAUUAUGGACAGUCCAGGACAUUACCCUGUCACGUGAUCAUGGGUAAAAAUAACGUGGUAGGGAUUGAGAAUGUUGCCAAUCUGGAUAACAUUCCAGAAAGCGGAAGUACUAUUUACGUUCCGGUUGUCAAGAUUUAUGACGGAAGUGGCGGACCUGCGCGUCUUUUCGGGACAUAUGAUGACGAUCCGGACAAAACGAACACAGCAUCCACAGCUACCGGCUCCAUGUUCUACACGGUCUUUCUCAUCCUUGCUAUUAUUAUUAAAUUCUAGAAUUUAAGCUUUUUAAUAUAUAUACUUACUUUUUUAAAUCAGAAUGUAAUCUUAUUAAUUAAGUUUUCUAUUUCCAAGAGGGGACACAGAAUAGAUUUUGUAUAUAAUGCAUUUUACAUCCAUGUGCAUGUUAGAUAAUGUUUAAUGGAGAUUACCAAUUUAUAUUCAUUUGGGGGUUGGGGUUAGGGUGGGGUUGGGGGUCAAGAUACACUUUUUUCUGAAUAUGUUGAACUGUUAACUUCAUAAACAACAAAAUAACAUUCACCAAGUAAGUUAAUUGAACAAAGAAUCAAUUUUCUAUGCCUUGUACGCCUUC
Messenger RNA from Saccostrea cuccullata (small rock oyster), 1247 nucleotides. RefSeq names its product isatin hydrolase-like. Gene Ontology annotation, molecular function: arylformamidase activity. Lineage: Eukaryota; Metazoa; Mollusca; Bivalvia; Ostreida; Ostreidae. The record is from RefSeq and is a predicted model, not a curated record. Bases 74 to 931 code for a protein of 285 amino acids. The transcript has 3 exons.